Molecule: messenger RNA, 1248 nt
Organism: Penicillium manginii
Lineage: Eukaryota; Fungi; Ascomycota; Eurotiomycetes; Eurotiales; Aspergillaceae
Exons: 6
Coding region: 1-1248 (415 amino acids)
Biological process (GO): secondary metabolite biosynthetic process
Molecular function (GO): FAD binding; monooxygenase activity
Source: RefSeq, a predicted model, not a curated record
AUGGAGGCCUCAAAAGCUCCAAGUGAAGUAGGAUUGCAGCCUUCCGGCAUCAAGGUGAUCGUUGUCGGCGCAGGUUUCGGUGGUUUAACCGCUGCAAUCGAAUGCCAUCGACAAGGACAUGAUGUAGAAAUAUACGAGUCAUUCCCUGAACUCAAAUCACUUGGUGAUAUCAUCUCUUUCGGGCCUAAUGCCGGCCGCAUAUUCCGUCGUUGGUCAAAUGGAAAGAUUGCGGAUCGUUUGAAGCCACUCAGUAUUAACUUAGAAAGUCAUGGUUUUAAAAUCCACAAGUGGACAGGUGAGCUGGUUCAUACACAGAUCGCACACAAUCCGGACCCAGAUGCACCAGUCUUCAACGGUCAUCGCGGUGAGCUGCACACGGUGGUCUUCAACUAUGCCAGGGACGAGCUUGGUAUCCCGAUUCAUCUCGGCCAGAGGGUUAUGGAAUAUUUCGAGGAUGGGAAUCAAGCAGGUAUAGUUUUGGAAAGUGGAAUAAAGGUUAUCGGCGACAUGGUUAUCGGUGCAGAUGGCGUGCGCUCCAAAGCACGCGAGUUGGUAUUGGGCUAUGUUGAUAAGCCCAAGUCAAGUGGAUACGCUGUUUUCAGAGCAUGGUUCAAUAAUAAUGAUAUGAUUCGGGAUCCACGAACAAAACAUUUUUGCGAGAAUGGAGACACAUUCAAUGUUCUUUAUUUUUUUGAGCCAAAGAAAGUCAUUGACAAAGUGAAACUCCAGGACGAUGCGGAUAUCGAAGAGUCAUGGUCUUUCCCAGGCAAGCUAGAGGAUGUAUACAAAGUGAUCGAAGGCUGGGACCCAAUUUGCAAGGCAAUUGUUGAAAAGACUCCUUCGAUAGUUGACUGGAAACUUGUUUAUCGCGAUCCACUACCACGUUGGGUAAGUGAACACGGACGCAUUGCUUUGCUUGGAGACUCGGCACAUCCGUUUCUUCCCACUUCAGCACAGGGAGCAACACAAGCAAUGGAAGACGGAGUAGUCCUGGCCGUGUGUCUGAAGCGUGGUGGAAAGAAUGGCGUGCCUGCUUCUGUUAGAGCAUACCAGGAUAUUCGGUAUGAACGAGUCUGUGCUGUUCAGAAGACAGGUGAGACCACUCGCGACCUGUGGCACAAAGCAGACUGGGAAAAGGUAGCAAAGGAUCCCGCGUCAAUCCAGAUGCCUCGUGAGGAUUGGAUAUUCCGAUUUGAUGCGGAGAGAAAUGCGGAAGAGGUUUUCCCCCAGGUCGUUGAGGUGAAAUAA